Messenger RNA from Marmota monax (woodchuck), 5024 nucleotides. RefSeq names its product AFG3-like protein 1. Gene Ontology annotation, biological process: mitochondrial protein processing; protein-containing complex assembly. The transcript is spliced from 17 exons. Bases 1748 to 4075 code for a protein of 775 amino acids. NCBI's taxonomy places the organism in Eukaryota, Metazoa, Chordata, Mammalia, Rodentia, Sciuridae. Gene Ontology annotation, cellular component: membrane; m-AAA complex. Gene Ontology annotation, molecular function: ATP hydrolysis activity; metalloendopeptidase activity; ATP-dependent peptidase activity. The record is from RefSeq and is a predicted model, not a curated record.
GUGACUUGCUGCUUGGGGGGGAGGGGAGGCAGGCUUGUCAGGUGGAAUAGCCAAGGCAUUGCCUUAGGGUAGGUGCCGCUGGUGUGUUCUGUGUGCUCAGAGUGAAGAAGUGGUCAGUGAAAGGCAGUGCAGUCCGAGGUAGGGCCUUGUAAGCCUGGGAAGGUGUCAGCUGUGUGCUGUGUUGUGUAACUGACCUAUAAGGGUCACCAGACUUGUACAAGAAUGACUAGAAAGGGACCUUGAUGUGCCCAGCUUCAUGUCCUGGCUUUGCAGAAACCAAUUUUAACAAGUUUUCUACUAUUAACUGCAAGUUAAUGGCAGAAACCAAAUUUCAAGAAGGGGCGGGUAGCAUGUACCUGUGAUCCUAAGGACUUGGGAGGCUGAGGCAGUAGGAUCACAAGUUCCAAACCUUGGCAAUUUAGUGAGACCCUGUCUCAAAAAAUAAAAAAGGCCUAGGGGUGUAUUUUGGUGGCAGAAUGCACCUGGGAUCAAUCCCUGGUGCCAAAAACAAAUAAAAAAAUCUGUAUGUUUACAUUUACAGUGAGAGCUACAUUUGACCUGUUGUUUCCUACCAAAUCACAGAACUAAAUCAUGAUUUGAAACAGAGGAAUUGGUUGUUUUAUGAAGUUUUGGAGGCCCAAAGGGUCAUAUUUUCUACCUCUAGGGUAUACACCUCUCAGUAUCUAUGAAAUUAGUUACUAGUGCCAAAAUUGCUUCCUACUUUGAGAUGGUCUUAGAGAAACCAGAGAAGAUUUGGGAACCAGAAUUGUCAUUGCACACCUCCUGCUACCAGUUGUCUUAAUUUUUGCUUUUCUGCCUACUUUCUUAGGCCAGGUUGUAAGGAUUGGAUGAAGUCAGUAAGACGUAUCUGGCCACUGUCCAGUAGUGACGUCUUGUACCUUUUGUCUGGAUUCCCUGUUGACCCGCAGCUUUGGUUCCAGAGUAACGUCAGGGUAACAUAGAGCCAUUGUUUGUUGUUCAGUGUGUCGUGUACCAUCCUCAAAAAAGGUGCUGAGAGGACUUGCUGCAGCAGAAGUCCUUGUCCACCUGACACUCUUUACUCUUGAUGAUGUGACAUCAUCACCUUUUCUACCAGUCUUUCCUUUCUGAACUUGCUUGUUUAGGUUUACCCUGAUUUUAAUAUCUUUUUUAUGGCUUAUUUUAUUUUUUAGUCCACUGAGGCUGUUGAUAGGAUGUUUGGAUAAAUAAAUUAGCACUUUACCAAUUGGGGAAUGGGUUUACUUUAGAGUGAUAGUCUACAGAGCUUGCUUCUUCCUCAUGUUGACAGCUGAAAUAACAUGGGUGUUAUCACCUAUGGGUCUAGUUUCAGUAUAAUAAAAUAUUGGAUACAAUCCAAAUUCUUCAGUUAUGUUGGAAUUUUGUUGAAUACGUUAAUACUGGGUUAUUGAAUGUGCUUAAAUUUUUGUUUUUUUUAAAACAGUGUGUUGCCUUUUACUUUGGUAGUUUUUCUUGUGGCUUUUGAAUUGAAUUAAUGAAAAAUCUAAAUUGCCUCUAGUUUUGUCCUUAACUCAUGUAUCAGGUAAGGUUAGCAGCUCAUGGUAAAAAUUGGCAUUUUCCUCCCUGAGGGUUGAAGAAAUACAGAGGUUCUAGAAAAUUGUGUGCCUUCUUGACCUGACAGAUAUUAACCUCCUAGCUGAUCAAACAUAAAUCAUAAGAUUCUUUCAGUAUUUUUUCCUUAUUAUUUUGUUUUUUUAUAGUGCUAAGGAUCAAACCUAGGGCCUCAUACAUGGUAGGCAAGCACUCUAUCACUGAGAUAUAUCCUCCUCAAAUUUUCUUUCCCCCCACCCCAAUUCUGAGGAUUGAAUCCAGGGCCUCGAACAUGUGCCACCAGGGGAUCUGUUGUCAGAAGCUGGCUCUGCAGGGGAGACUGGCGCCAUUUUCCUGGUGGCUGUGUUCAGAACCAUCCAAAGGGUUUGAAAAAUUCUUUAAGAGGAGUGGAAGAAACACAGAUUCAGAAAAAUCAACAGUGCCAAAAAAAGAAUCUGGUGAACUAAAGAAUGCUGAGCCUGGAGGAGAUGGAAACAAGAGAGGAGGGAGGCAGGAUGACUUUGCCUGGUGGAAACGGAUGCAGAAGGGCGAGUUCCCCUGGGAUGACAAGGAUUUCCGAAAUCUGGCCAUUCUGGGUGCAGGUGUAUCUGUGGGAUUUUUCUACUUCUAUUUUCGAGAUCCUGGAAAAGAGAUCACCUGGAAACACUUUGUUCAGUAUUACCUGGCCAGAGGUCUGGUGGACCGGCUGGAGGUCGUGAACAAACAGUUCGUUCGUGUCAUCCCUUCCCCUGGGGCGUCUUCUGAGAGGUACGUGUGGUUUAACAUCGGCAGUGUUGACACCUUUGAGCGGAACCUGGAAUCUGCUCAGUGGGAACUGGGGAUUGAGCCAACCAACCAGGUUGCUGUGGUCUACACCACUGAGAGUGACGGCUCUUUCCUGCGAAGCCUGGUGCCUACUCUUCUCCUGGUUGGCAUCCUGCUCUAUGCUGUGAGAAGGGGUCCAAUGGGGGCCGGGCGCAGCGGACGAGGAGGGGGCCUCUUCAGCGUUGGUGAGACAACAGCCAAGAUCCUAAAGCACAACAUCAAUGUGCGGUUUGCAGAUGUGGCUGGCUGUGAAGAGGCCAAACUGGAAAUUAUGGAGUUUGUGAAUUUCCUGAAGAACCCCAAGCAGUAUCAGGACUUAGGAGCCAAAAUUCCAAAGGGAGCCAUGCUCACAGGUCCACCUGGUACUGGCAAAACACUUCUUGCCAAGGCGACUGCAGGAGAGGCCAGUGUGCCCUUUAUCGCUGUGAAUGGAUCCGAGUUCCUGGAAAUGUUUGUCGGUGUUGGACCAGCAAGGGUUCGUGACAUGUUUGCAAUGGCCCGUAAAAACGCUCCUUGUAUCUUAUUUAUUGAUGAGAUCGAUGCAAUUGGCAGGAAGCGAGGCCGCGGGCACCUUGGAGGCCAGAGCGAGCAGGAAAACACGCUGAACCAGAUGCUCGUGGAGAUGGAUGGGUUCAACUCUACCACCAAUGUGGUGGUGCUGGCUGGCACCAACCGCCCUGACAUCCUUGAUCCAGCCCUGACGCGGCCCGGCCGGUUUGAUCGCCAGAUUUACCUUGGCCCCCCUGACAUCAAAGGCAGGUCCUCCAUCUUCAAGGUCCACCUGCGUCCUCUCAAGCUGGAUGAGAGCCUCAGGAACGAUGCCCUGGCAAGGAAGCUGGCAGCACUCACUCCAGGCUUCACUGGUGCUGAUAUCUCUAACGUGUGCAAUGAAGCAGCCCUGAUUGCUGCCCGCCACCUGAGUGCUUUUGUGCAGCAGAAGCAUUUUGAGCAGGCCAUUGAGAGAGUCAUCGGAGGCUUUGAGAAGAAGACUCAGGUCUUGCAGCCCAGUGAAAAGACAACCGUGGCCUACCAUGAGGCAGGGCACGCAGUGGUAGGCUGGUUCUUGGAGCAUGCAGACCCCUUGCUGAAGGUGUCCAUCAUCCCCCGGGGCAAGGGGCUUGGGUACGCCCAGUACCUUCCCCGUGAGCAGUACCUCUAUACGCGGGAGCAGCUUUUUGACCGCAUGUGCAUGAUGCUGGGCGGCAGGGUGGCUGAGCAGCUGUUCUUUGGGCAGAUCACCACUGGGGCUCAGGAUGACUUGAGGAAGGUUACCCAGAGCGCCUAUGCCCAGAUUGUGCAGUUUGGGAUGAGUGAGAAGCUGGGCCAGGUGUCCUUCGACUUCCCCCAGCAAGGUGAAGCCCUGGUUGAAAAGCCGUACAGUGAGGCCACUGCCCAGCUCAUUGAUGAGGAGGUCCGGCGCCUCAUUGGCUCUGCCUACGACCGCACCCUGGAGUUGCUGACUAGGUGCCGGGAGCAGGUGGAGAAGGUAGGCAAGCGGCUCCUGGAAAAAGAAGUGCUGGAGAAGGCCGACAUGGUGGAGCUGUUGGGCCCUCGGCCCUUCAUGGAGAAGUGCACCUAUGAGGAGUUCGUGGAGGGCACUGGUAGCCUAGAGGAGGAUACAUCCCUUCCUGAGGGCCUGAAGGGCUGCAACCAGGGACGGGAGGAGGGGGCACAGCAGCACUUGCAGGAGAGCCCUGCCUAGCCUGUGUGCAGCCACCUGCAGUCACGAUGGCUGGGCUCCCAGGCAGCAGCUGCUGCCCAGAGCUUGUGCAGAACAGCUGCCAGAGUAACGGGAAAACAGAUUAAAAUAAGGGACAACCCCAGACAGACAUUUAGAUCAGGUGCUCACAGUCUAGAGAGGAGAGGGAGGGGAGUUGGCAGCCACCAGAGAGGAGGUGGCUGGAGGGGCAGAAGCGGUUCUCCAGCCCUUGGACCUCAUUCCUAGGGUGACUUUGGUCAGAGGGAGAGACAUCUGGGCUCUGACCCAUGGGAGCCAAGGAAGGACAAGAAUCUUCCUGGGGAGCCCUGGGUGUAGUGGCCACUAGGAAUCUGGAUCUUGUGGUGGAGACAGGCCCUCAGUGUCCUAGUGAGCCUGUCCGUGGGGAGAUGUGAAGGUGGGUUGUCUCAAAAUGGCUUGGAGGAAGAGUCUGGCCCAGCACAGACACCCCAAGGUUUGGUGAGGUAAAGAGAAGGAAGUGGUAAGCCAGUUAGUUACCAAGGACAUCUGGGUCCACAGUGGCCAUUGUGUGGGGGAGAGUGGUUGUUUGGUAACCAAAAAGGAAACGUCACCACACUUGCAUCCCUGAGUUGAAGGCAGGGGUCAUACGGCGCCAUCUGGGGCCUGGGCCCUGUGGCAGCAGCAGCAUCGUUUAAGCUUAAGGGAGACUUGGGCUCUCACCAGAGCCUUGCCCAGGGUGGGCAUGCCUUACUGACCAAGAUGAGUAGAGACUCUGCUUUCCCCAAAAUCCCUUGUGUUGAGGUUUAGGGGAGGAUCUGCGCUGAUCCCCCAUGGCCUCCCCACAGCCCUGAGGGAGGGUUUGUAGGGCCUUGAAGCCUCUGCAGAUGCCUCCUCUAUUAAUCCUCUUCUGUGUUUUUCAAUAAAAAGAAGACUGGUUCUGGGUCAUGGGCUCCAGACCUCAUGAUGCCCUGAA